AUGUCUCAUGAAGAUCAUUUUAUAAACUUGAAAAAAAAAAAUGAUAUAUAUACGGAAGUAGAUAAUGAAAACAAUACUGAUAAUAAUCACUAUGAAAACAAUGAUAAUGUGCACAACAAUACAAAAAUUACUACCACAAAUUUUGAUAUUUUGGAAACGCAUAAGGAGAAUAUAAUACCUCUUAGACAAGGUAGAUCAGCAUCUCAAUUAGCAGCGACCUUCAACUAUGAAAACAAUGAAAACGCUAACAAUAAUAAAGAAAUUAUUUUACAAAAAAUUAGAUCUGAUUUUGAACUUAGAAUACAUCGCGACCUAGAAUCAAUGGAUGAUCCAUUGCAACUAUAUUUAGAUUACAUAAAUUGGAUUAAUGAAAGCUAUCCAGAAGGCGUUAAAUCAAAAAACAGUGGAAUGUUGGAUGUUUUAGAACAAUGUUUAAGUUUUUUCCAAGAUUGGGAGAUUUAUUCAAAUGAUCCCAGAUUUAUUAAGUUAUGGAUAUGGUAUAUUGAAAUAUUUUACUGCAUCAGAAAAAAUAGUUAUGAUUUAGAAGGAAAGUUAAAUACGUUUAUGUUUAUGAAAAGACAUUCAUUAGGUACAAAAUUAGCCUUUUUUUAUGAGAAUUAUGCUACAGUAUUAUGGGAUAUUGGCAAUUUUAAAGAAGCAUUAGAUAUUUUACAACAAGGUAUAGACUUAAAAGCGAUACCUAUUUCAAGAUUAAAGAAGAAUUACCAGGCUUUUUCAGAAAAUUUUCAAAAAAUCUUAGAUAGACCCUCUACUGCCAAUAGCAGAAAUAAUGGUUUGCAUAUUUUAGGUCAAGAUAGGGAGAAUGUUAUAAAGAGAAGAGAGGCACCAGUUACCAGCAUAACGAAUAAUCAAGAAAUUAGUAAUAAAACAUCUUCUAUAUAUAGAGAUGAUGGAACCAAUAAUUUUACAACCAAUACUCCACUUAAGAAUUGGAACGUUUUUGAAAAAAGAGAAAAUCAAAAUAAAGAAAAUCAAUUAAAAAAAGAGUCAUUGGUGCAUGGAAAGAAAAUAGAGCCAUUACAACAAGUGGCUUUGUCUGAUAAUUGUGAUAUACCUACCGUCUCAACUUCUAAUGUUCUUAAUAGGUUAGAGGGUAAAAUUCCUAUUUUCGAUGAUAAACUCAAUUCUUAUCAACCUGUUUACAAAAUACUAGAUGUUCCUGGCAAGAAAAUGGAGAGGAUUGAUUGUAAUUAUAAUUUACUUUAUUCCAAUGCUAGUGGUAAUAAAGAAGAGUUUUGUUUAGAAGAAAUAUUGGCAAUUAGUAGAAAUUGUUAUACGAAGAACUCUGAUGAAGAAAAGGAAGAAACGUUAUUACUGAUAUCGUCGUCUUUAGAUUCAAAUACUAAGAUUAAUGAUGAAAAUAUGUCUCAAAGGGACGACAAAAAAAGAAUGCACGAUUCAGAGUUAAAAAUUGAAAAUAAUAGUUUUUUAAUAACCAAUAAGAAAAAGAAGAAAGGUAAUAAUGCAUUAAAAGAGAAAAAAAUACCUUUAACAGAAUAUAAACAAAUCACACAUACUUCAACUUUACCAUUAAAGGGCAGUAGUGGCAGUAAUAAUAAUAAUAAUAAUAAUAAUAAUAAUAUUCAAUUUACUCAAGAAGAUCCCACUUUCCAUAUGAAUCUUAAGCCAUCAACACCACCAGAGACUCAUAAUGCCAAGAAUAAUUAUAUACAAAAAUCCCCCACCAUCACUAUGUUUUCCAAAAACGCUAUGAAUGAAGUUUAUUCAAUGUUUAAUCAAUCUGUUGGUGGAAAUCAAAAAGAACAACUGUUAUACCCUGGUUAUGAUACUAGUGUUAGCACCAACAUGAAUGGAAUUGAAGAUAAUAAUACAGAAAGAAGAUUUGAAAUGUAUGAAAAUUUCACGCAAGAUUUAACAAGGAAAACAAUGGAUGAUUUGACCGAAGUAAAAGUUAUCGAUCCAAUAAUAAAAAAGACGACUGGUUCUCAAGAUGCUUCUAAAUCACUAAAGCAAAUAAGCAAAGGCAGUAAAUUGAAAACCUUUAUGACUCCAAUUGAUAAUAAGAAUAUUUUAGAGAAUUUCAAAGGCAUAAAUGAUAUCGAGAACAGAAAGACGCCAACAGCAGCAGCAGCAUCUUCUUAUGCGACAAAUAUAAUUGAGGAUCCGUUGAACGAAUCUUUCCGUAAGCAUUUAUUAAACGAAGCAAAAUUGAAAAAUUUACCUAACUUUUACCAGUAUGAGCAAGAUUUAAAAAUGAGUCAAGUUUUGAAAAGAAUUCACAGUAAAUCCAAAAAAUUAGCCAAUAAAAAUCCCAUAGUGAAUUUCCAGAAGACUAACGAGCUAUAUUGUAUCAGAAGUGAGCUAGGUAAAGGUGGUUAUGCAGUGGUAUACUUGGCUGAAAGUAGUAAUGGCUCGUUAAAGGCUUUAAAAGUGCAAAAGCCGGCCAGUGAAUGGGAAUUUUACAUAUUAAAGCAGAUUGAAAAUAGGUUAAGCGCCAAAGAUUUUAUCUUGAAUAGUAUUAUCUAUGUUGAUUCGUUACACUGUUUUAGAGACGAAAGCUAUUUGGUAUUAAAUUAUAUCAGCCAAGGUACCUUGUUAGAUUUAAUUAACAUUCAUAAAACUGAGAGGGGUGAAAGUUGUCUCAAUGAACUGCUUUGCAUGUUUUUCACUAUUGAACUUUUAAAGGUAUUGGAAUCUUUACAUGAUGUUGGUAUCAUCCAUGGUGAUUUAAAACCUGAUAAUUGCAUGGUCAGAUUCAUAAAAGUUGCAGGGGAUAUUUUGGGUGAUUACAAUUCAAACAACCAAAACGGUUGGCAAAAUAAAGGUAUUUAUUUAAUUGAUUUCGGAAGAUCUUUUGACUUGUCACUUUUCCCAAUGGGCACCAAAUUUAAAGCUAAUUGGAAAUGUGACCAACAGGAUUGCAUAGAAAUGAGAACUGGAACACCUUGGAGUUAUGAAGCUGAUUAUUACGGCCUGGCAGGUAUUAUACAUUCGAUGUUAUUUGGUGAAUUUAUUGAAACUAUUGAAAUAGCUGGGUCUCAAAAUAAUAACACUGGAUUUUAUAAGUUAAAAAAUGGGUUUAAAAGGUAUUGGCAAAAGCAACUAUGGGAGCCAUUGUUUGAUCUGUUACUAAACAGUGGCAAGAAGGAAUUACCAAGAACAUCCGAAUUAAUGCAAUGCAGACAGAAUAUGGAAAAUUUUUUAACUGACAAGGAAAAUGGUAAUAAAUUGAAGAGUAUUAUAUUAGGACUAGAACCUGAUUUAGUUUAUAAAUUGAAAUCAGAUUAA
Molecule: messenger RNA, 3270 nt
Organism: Saccharomycodes ludwigii
Lineage: Eukaryota; Fungi; Ascomycota; Saccharomycetes; Saccharomycodales; Saccharomycodaceae
Gene: MAD3
Product: Mad3p
Exons: 1
Coding region: 1-3270 (1089 amino acids)
Biological process (GO): meiotic sister chromatid cohesion, centromeric; mitotic spindle assembly checkpoint signaling; protein phosphorylation
Molecular function (GO): ATP binding; protein kinase activity
Source: RefSeq, a predicted model, not a curated record